Messenger RNA from Alosa sapidissima (American shad), 864 nucleotides. Its product is annotated as nuclear apoptosis-inducing factor 1-like. The transcript has 2 exons. The record is from RefSeq and is a predicted model, not a curated record. NCBI's taxonomy places the organism in Eukaryota, Metazoa, Chordata, Actinopteri, Clupeiformes, Clupeidae. Bases 328 to 801 code for a protein of 157 amino acids. Gene Ontology annotation, cellular component: nucleus.
GCCUCAUUACAGAAAUAAUCCUAACUGCUCAUCCUAAUUUAAGUUAGGAAACCAAAGAUAGGAAAAAUCCUAACUUCCUAUUACAGAAGCAGUGCCUAACCUAAUGUCCGUUUCCUAUCUUAUCUGUGGCUUCCUAUCUUAUCUUUAUUUAGGAAAAUCCUAAAUGUUCUAUCAAUCUGAUUUUUCGACGGCUAUCAACAGUUUAUGUCUUUUUCUGCACUUGGAAUGUGCACGACACUGAUAGAACGCAUAACUGUAACGACAAAUGAGCUUAAAAGUUAAUGUUAAAGCCUAACGAAAGCCUAAACGAAACAGCAAGCUACGGUCAUGGCAGGUCCAGCUGAUAAGAAGAGGAGGGCUUUUAAUUUCAGCCAAGACGAGUUGGAGGCAUUAGUUCAGGCGGUGGAAGACAGGAAACAUUUAUUGUUCGGUAAAUUUUCAAUGACCGUAACGUCGCAGUCUAAAGAUAGACACUGGAAAGAGGUGGCGGACUCUGUCUCAGCGGUUUGUGGGAUGCUGAGGACGGUGGAGAGUACAAAGAAAAAGUGGUCCUCUCUAGCAAGUGAUGCUAAGAUCAGGGGGGUCUUACAAAGGAGGGACCAAGCAAAGACGGGGGCUGGUUUGCCCGAAGUGAAGCCCCUAACCUCACAGGAGGAGAAGAUCCUGGCCGUCAUGGGUCAAUUUACACCAAAGGCAUUGCAACCGGCACGGAGGUGGGACUGGAUGAGCUGUGUGAGCAGAGAAGUGGCUAGGUGUGUCAGUCGACAUCGUCUGACCCUGAAUCGAGAAGGGUCAUAUUAACGCUGAUGGAUUCAGAGUGUGACACUAUGAAUCUGCCACCAGCAAUUGUCAUCCCAUCACCUG